AACCCGAAAAAACGUACGGGGGUUCAUUUAUAAAAAUUUCAAAAGCCAUAUUUUUUUUAAAAAUAGGUAUAUAUAUUCCAAUCUGAAGGUACUGUACACAGUUACAGACAGCACAGUGAUUAUUAUUCGGUAGACAUAAUCCAAGAAUGUUGAAGAGCAGGAAACUGGAAUUUUGCUGAAAAUCCAGAUUUGUUUUAAUAUAUCCAUUUCUUUAGCUUCGCCUUUUCAGAAAUCAUAAUAAUACUAACGUUGCUUUUACACGGGCCUGUACACUAUGUUUCACUGCGUAAUUCCUUGUGCCAGCAAUCUGCAGCGCCCAAUUCGUAUUUAUACGCCGAGCAAAGCUUCGUUCAGGAGACAAAGAAUCGUCAAUGGUACAAGAUGUGAUACACGGCAGGGGCCAUGCUCAAGCAGCCAAAAUUCACUUUUUACGACGGAUGCUAGCAAAUCGGCUGCAGUCGCCCGAUUUAAUAAAUUCACCAGGAAGUUGCAACUAUCGACGGCUAUCGACAAUUUCAAAAAACGAAAAAGCGUUCCACAUGUUUGCCAAAGAACCGAAGGAGAAUCGGCAAAAUCAUCUUCUGCCAACGUUGCUUCCACAGUCAGCGUCGCAAAAAAAGAUGCAGUCCAACGGAAAUCGACGUCGCUGUAUCGUCGAUUUUGCUACGGAUUUCCUACAAUAUCCCCAAAAACUAUUCAACGAGUAAUACAGUAUUGCCAACGAGUGGUUUGCACACAGGUAAACCUACACGAUGUAGUGAUUCAAAAGAGCAAUUUUCUUGGGCGAAGUUCAGUUAACAGCUCGCUCCGGCUGUUCGCACUAAAACGGGUUGUGAAAAAAGUCUUUCAAAUGCUGGUAUUACUUGAAUUUCAUCGAAACUGGUCAUCGCAGUACAAGCCGUCCUCAAUGGAAAUGCACUUAAACCAAGGAAAAUUAUUAUGGAGCUAUCGCCUUACUACAGCGCUUCGUAAUGCUUUGGAGGAAACGGGAGUCAUAGUGCAACGCGAGCGAACAACUGAAGAAAUGCAGAAAACCUGGACUAGCUGGAAAUGUUUUGGUAGUAAUUUUGAGCGGUUGGGAAUCGAUGUUGAAAAUCUGACACCGUUGUUUACUCUACAAGACUUGACCAAACAAGUGGCUGGUCUCCCUGAGAAACUUACGGAAAACGGUGCUUCCAUGGAGUUCUGGCUCCAAGUUGACCUGCCGCACGUGAGCCUUCCGGAACUCCGCGACAUUUACACAGAGUUAUCACCACUUUAUGACAAUUAUAUACCGGAUUACUUUGAAGAAGAUUACAUGCAGCGCAUGAAGCGAAAAGAGGAUAUUCUGAACGCAGCCCUGAAGCAACGAGACGUCCUCAAAGUUCGUCAAUUAUGCCGCUUGGGAUGUUGUGCGGCAAACCGCGAUGCCGCUUGGACAUUACUGUUGCGAGACAAAACAAUCGAGAAAACCCACUAUACAAAAUGCUUAGCGGAUUUUGUUCGAACGGAGACAUAUUUUGACCACCUGAUGACCAAGUCUGUUGUGGAUAUAAUUGGAAAUUCUGAUCAAUUUUUCAAUUUCAUUCAACUGACGCAUCAAGUAAUGCAACUGUUUCAACGAGACUGUGAUAUUUGCGAAAGAUUGUUGGAAUACGACAUUGAAAUACUGCAGAAAAUCCAUCCCUUCCAGCAUCAAUCUUGUGACGCCAUGGACAACGCAGCAAACACGAAUGAGUGCGAAUGUGACUCCCAUGACCUUUUCCCGCCCAGUCGCGUGUUGCCUUUUCAUGAAAUAUCGAUGUACGCAGCUCCGUUGGCAUAUGUAUUCCUUAAGCCUAGGCCGUGCUAUUUUGCUUUCCGGGAGUUAUACAUUCGACACUUCCACUACCUGAGCGAAUUGUCCACUCACCCUCAAAGCAUUCUUAGCCUGUACUGCCUCUUCGAACGAUUGCUGUAUGAACGAGAGUCUGAGUUGUGGGAACAUUUGAGAAAGACGAUAAAGGUCGAGCUAACAGAAUUUGUCGUGCCCUGGCUAACGAUGGCCUAUGCCGGCUUUAUAGAAGUAGACCAGCUUCUCUUGCUGUGGGAUCGAAUAAUUGGUUAUAAUGAUCUAAGAAUUCUGUCACUAUUAGCGUUGGGAAUUUUUAUGAUCAGGAAAUAUCCUUUGUUAAAGUCAAAGCAAGAGAAAGAGGUUGAGGCUGCGCUGUGUGACAUUUUGAAUGUAGAGAUCGUCCCGCUGCUUCAAAUGGUUUUGUUCAUUUAAAACAUGGUUGCAGACAGCAUUGUGCUUACAUUGCCGACAACAGUGCAGCGCUCGCUUAACGGACAUGGAAUACAACUACGUAUGCACAUCCGCGGCAUUCG
Paramacrobiotus metropolitanus is the source of this 2346-nucleotide messenger RNA. Its product is annotated as B-cell receptor-associated protein 31-like. Gene Ontology annotation, cellular component: endoplasmic reticulum membrane; endoplasmic reticulum. The record is from RefSeq and is a predicted model, not a curated record. Gene Ontology annotation, biological process: endoplasmic reticulum to Golgi vesicle-mediated transport; intracellular protein transport. NCBI's taxonomy places the organism in Eukaryota, Metazoa, Tardigrada, Eutardigrada, Parachela, Macrobiotidae. The transcript has 2 exons. Bases 275 to 2245 code for a protein of 656 amino acids.